AUGGCAGAACAACUACAGCAGUUAAUACUGGAUACUCUCGAUGCCCAGUUGACUUUACCAGAUACCCGUGCACUAAAAAUCCCUGGCCAAUCUAGCCCAGCGUUCAGUCAUGAUGCACAGAUCACCAUUCUCGGUGCCUUGAAUUCGCUACUCAGCCGGGAGGCUACGUAUGAAACACAUGAAGUUUCAUCGCAUGUGCUUACGCCUGAGGGCGUCCAGAUCGUGCGUGAGGGCUCGCACGAGGCCCGUGUCUGGGCCGCCCUCCCCGAACGUGGUAGUGCCCCGCUCGGCGCGCAGGAUCUCAAGAGAGCAGUGGGAGAUGAUGCUGCAAAAGUCGGACAGGGUCGCGCGUUUAAGAGUGGAUGGAUCGCGAAAGAGGGGAAUGGUUUCGUCAAGGCCGCGUCUAAUAUUACAGAUACGACACAGAUUGAGCUGUGCGAGGUAGAGUCAUCGGGGACAUUGGCGGCCGGCGAAAAAGCACUCGCUGAAUUACGAAAACGUAAACUUAUCAUACAAAGAAAGGGCCAAUGGUUCACUGUGCAUAAGGGCGCCAAUUUCAGUACUUCGAUUGCAAAACCGGAGACUGAUUUGACCGUCGAUAUGCUCACUUCCGGCUCCUGGAAAAAAUCUACCUUCAAAAAAUAUAACUUUGAUGCAGACGGGAUACCUACAUCCGGCGGCGCUCUCCACCCUAUCCUUAAAGUCCGCGAGGAGAUCCGUAGCAUUUUCUUAGAAAUGGGUUUUGAAGAAAUGCCCACAGGGACUUUCGUCGAAUCUGGAUUCUGGUGCUUUGAUGCACUUUUCGUUCCCCAGCUGCAUCCUGCACGUGAACUCCAAGAUACCUUCUAUCUUUCUGAUCCCUCAACGUCCCUCCCUCCGCCAUCCGAUUAUUACGAACGCGUUGCACGCGUGCAUGAGCACGGUGGGUACGGCAGCAUCGGUUACCGCACGCCCUGGUCGCACGAGGAGUCGCAUAAGCUCCUCUUGCGCACGCACACGACUGCCUCGUCUGCUGCCAUGCUAUACAAACUCGCAGCCAAGUGUCGAGGCGAAGAUAUCGAUGGUGACCUUUCCGCAAAAUCGCAACCUGGACCCGGAAAUCCGAGUGGUGAUGGGUUCAGACCAGCAAAACUCUUCAGCAUUGACCGCGUGUUCCGUAAUGAGACAAUGGAUGCUACUCAUCUUGCGGAAUUCCACCAAGUUGAGGGCGUUGUUGCAGAUCAGAACCUAACACUUGCAGAUUUGAUUGGUUUCAUGCGGACUUUCUUCCGGAAGAUGGGAAUGAAGAAUUUGAGGUUCAAACCUGCGUAUAACCCGUACACAGAGCCUUCUCUCGAGAUCUUCGCCUGGCAUCCCCUCCUUGAAAAAUGGGUCGAGAUCGGGAACAGUGGCAUGUUCCGCCCUGAAAUGCUUGCACCCAUGGGAUUCCCACCUGAUGUGCGUGUGCAUGGGUGGGGAAUUGGGCUUGAACGACCAACUAUGAUUCGGUAUGGUGUUAACAACAUCAGAACGCUUGUCGGGCACAAGACGUCCAUCGAGAAUGUGGAGAACUCGCCGGCUGUCAUGUUCUAG
This is a messenger RNA of Suillus subaureus, 1572 nucleotides long. Its product is annotated as tRNA synthetases class II core domain (F)-domain-containing protein. Gene Ontology annotation, cellular component: cytosol; phenylalanine-tRNA ligase complex; cytoplasm. Gene Ontology annotation, molecular function: phenylalanine-tRNA ligase activity; tRNA binding; ATP binding. Gene Ontology annotation, biological process: phenylalanyl-tRNA aminoacylation. The coding region runs from base 1 to 1572 and encodes 523 amino acids. The record is from RefSeq and is a predicted model, not a curated record. The transcript is spliced from 10 exons. NCBI's taxonomy places the organism in Eukaryota, Fungi, Basidiomycota, Agaricomycetes, Boletales, Suillaceae.